AAUAUAAUUCUAAGUCGACUUAGAAUAGUAUGGAAUGGAGCCGUCGAUAUUUACUGGGCUCUUAAGCCGUUGAUGAUGAAAUAUAUAUCUAGUUACUUAAGUGUAAAACUUUAAGUGUAAAGGAGCUCAAAAUGACGAUCUCUUAAUGAAACACCGUACAGCGCAUUUGACAUGCUUCUGUGCCAUAUUACCACAAAAUCGACGUAGGCAAUUCCAGAAGUAGGCAGUUAGACUUUACAAAAAUUUAUUGUUAAAUUAGCGUGAUCAAUUUACUCGAAAAAAAAAAAUAAAUUUAAUUAGUCAUACGUUUUUUAACCUUAACAUGUUGUGUAUAUAAUGUUCCAAUGAUAAUUCUCAUGCAAGAAUGAAAGAUCCUAAACGAUUUACGUAUAUUACGGGUCGAACCACGGAUUCCUCUGCUAUGGAUCGUAGGUAGAAAUUUUCGUGUCCCAUAGUAGUACAAACAAAGUGAAUAAAAGUCAGUUUAGAAGAUAUCCAGAAGGAGAGAUAGGACAUCUUUGAGAUCCAUAUGUGAAACGUUCGCGAGGAUAAUCUGCCUCUCUUUCUGGAUAUAUUUUCUAGACUGUCUUAGACUGACAGUGUUCGGUGCUACCCUGUGUUCGGUGAUGCCCCAGUUUUCCCUAUGUCCAUAAAUAAAUAUGUCCCAAAAAUUCGUCAUUUUGAAAUUUUCAAGGUGAAAAUAAAACCAUUUUUUAUUUGUUUGAAAAUUUAUUAUUUAGAUAAAAGAUAAACGGUGUGAGAUAUCGACUUCCAAUCAUCAAGGAACCUCCCCAAUAAGUAGAUAUUAUCUAAAACGACUACUUUUUUUGAGCAUGCAAAGUUAUCAACUGAAACAUAACCCUUUAUGAGAUGGGUAAUACUUUGAUACUCGAGUGGUAACGCUUUUAUAUAUAUAAAUAUUUUUUAUUAAAAAAGAAUCGUUAAAUCUACCCUAUUUAUAGUCUUUAUCAUUUUCAAUUUUCAGAGCAUUUUUAGUCGAGAAAUGCAUUUCAAAAAGAGAUUUUCUUUUCGAUUAAGGAAAAGGUGAAUAGGGAAAAAGUUAUUGGUAGAAGCAAUUGAUCAUCAAUUGAAGUAACAUCCGUGAUCAAAGUACAAGAUAUCAUUCUGUUUUAGUGGACACGAUCGAUGACUGAUGUUUUCUUACUGUGCAUGUAUGUGUUUCUUUGACCAGAGAAUGGAAAAGAUCAGUGAGCAAGACAACAUAAUGCUAUAAGAAAUGUAUGUCGUGGAAGAACUACCUUUGAAAACGGUUACAACUUACAACUGAAGAUUACCUCACGUGAGUGAGAAAGAGAUCGUUCUUAAAUUUUAUUUCACUCUGCAAAAGUUUGUGUUUAAAAUGACCAUUGGGGGCGGAAAUUAUGGAUUUUUUUUUUGGAAUCUGGAAUUAGGAUUGAAAAUACGAAUUUAUUGAUACAGUUUCCAUGGCUAAAAAUUAUUUUUAAAUUCAAAAAAUAAUGAAAUAAGAUUGCUUUUAGCUACGCCCAUGGACUAUCUCUUCAAUGUAUUCAACAAAACAUAUUUUUCAAGCCUUCACCGACUGGUUUGUUACGAGCUGUUCAGUUGUUCUCUGUCUUGCUUGGCUUUCUUUCCUUUUGUGUGGUGCUCCGUGAAGACUUUGAGCUCGCGAUCGCGCUUGUAAAAUGGCCAUUUCAUCUGCUACACUCAAUUCAUCUCUAAACCAUCAUACUUUAUGAAGUGCCUCAUAUCUCAAAUAAUUAAGUUUCUUAGGAGAAAUUAACCCAAUUAAAUCAUUCUCAGUUCCGAUACCUUAAACUUUGGUUUUCAGGUGAAAUUGAGGUGUGUGUUUUGAUCAAAAUUUCAUUUGUGCGAGUUUCUUUUUCUUCGAUCUCUUUAAUAAAAAAAAAUAAAAGAAAACUGACCGUUUUCUACGCGUCUCAUUGACGCCUUUCUGUCUCACAAAUGGAUCUCUUGGAGAAUUCCUUUAAAUUCUAAUUCUUUCUCAAGUGUAUUUCUCACAUUAAAUCUGUUAUGAGUGAUCAAGGUAAAUGGAUUAAUUGAUCGUGAAGUUAUUUUGAUGAGUAUAAGGAUUACACAAAUAUACUCUAUCUCUUGUGAAGUGUCUGAAAGUGUAUUAAAAGUUACAAAUGUGUGCGUGUUAAACACAACAAAAAUUAUCCAGUACAAAAUCGAAGAAUUUAUGCUACAGUUGAAGAAAUUCUUUGCGAAGAAAAGAAUAUUUUUGCAAAUGAAUUUACUUUUGGGCCAAAUGUAAUUAAAGACGAAGAGCAGAAUAUCAUCUGUCUGGUGUUAGAAUUCAAGGAAAUUGAUGGUGUGUCUGGGUGAAAUUAUCUCAUUUGAUCCUGAAGAAGCUACCCAAGACUUAAUGUUGGGGGUGUCAGAAGGUCAACAGAGGGCGGAUUGACGUCGCAACCUCAUAUCGAGCACUUUAUCGUGGUAAAUUAAUCAUGUGCUGAAGUUAUUUCAUGGAGACAUAAUUUAAGAUUGUCAUUCAAGUGAAGUGAGUGUACAUUAAGUCAGAAAAACUAAAAAAAAAUACGACUAUUAUUGUUCCAGAGAACAUAAUUUCCUCAGUGUCCACUUAAUAAUUGCAUAAAGGGAAUUCUUAAUUAUAUAAAGCAGGAGCUUUUGCAGAAAAUAUCUCAGAGCUCACCCUUCCGGAACGGAGUUUGAGAGUCGAACAAUGUCCAACAUCUCCAAUCCCCUCAACUCGUUCAGAACCCGCCAAAAGUCCACAGCAUCUUGUGCCGUCGUCGAGCAAUUUCACAUGUGAAAGGAAGACAGGAGAGAUGGAAUUUCUCAUACCUCAUCCGCCCACAAAUUCCCGACAGCCACGUCAGGUGGCAUCAUCUCAGAAUGGUACUUUCGUACGAUCUCACAGUAUCAAUGAGCAGACCCAUCAUCAGAUCCUUCUGCAGCACCAGCAGCAGAAUCAAUUUACACAGCAUCAUACCAAAAUGACGAAGAAGCAAUUGAAAUUGGCACAAGCACAGCUGAACAAGUUGACCCAGAUAAAUAUUCAUUUACACGCGCUCUUCUCGGCUGUGGAGCAUGGACACUUGGAGAAAGCGAGAACAAUCCUAGAAUCCACAGAUGUUGAUGUUAAUAGUGUUAACAGUGAUGGAUUGGCACCACUAGAUGUGGCUGUGUUGAGCAAUAAUCGCUCAAUGACAAAAAUGCUUCUUCAACAUGGUGCCACAGAUAGAUCGCAAUUUAAAGGCAACAACACCUUGGGAAAUCACCUCAACUCUCUGCUGAAAGAUGCUGAGAAUCGAAUACAGGAGCUCGGAAGUACUGAAGAAAUUCCCCAGACACCAUACAGUACAAGAGCUUCAUUCUCCAGUAUAAUUGGGAAUGCAUAUACAGGACCAUCUGUGACCGGAUGUACUGGCACGGAGACGGACAAACAAAUUGGUCUGUGGGAGCGUCGGGUCAAAGGUCUACGACGAAUGCUUUUGGGAUGGGAUCAAGCAAAACCACCGGAUCCGCCAAAUUCAGUUCUCGUGGAUGUCAUUGGACCCUCGUCAGUAUUCAUUCGUAUUUACGAGCCUGUGGAAGGACCACUAGGCACAAAGUUCAAAGUUCAAUGGUCAUCCAGGGCGGAUUUUAGCAACAUUGUGGGUGAAUGCGAUAUCACGGAGUGGAAUGGUUUUCAGGGCACAAUGGGUGCUACAUGUCGCAUUGGUGAUCUAACGCAGGGUCGUAGAUACUUCUUCAGAGCAUGCCUGGGGAAUGUCAAGGGCUAUGGUCAGUACCGUACAUCUUGUCCCUCGAGUGUCGUUCCAUCGAGUUGGUAUGAUGUGGAACAGCGUGAAAAUCGUUUUGUGGGACGCCAGAGAGUUCUUGAUGAUCUCUUUGCUGCCGUACGUUUGGCACGUCCCGAAGAUGCCAGCAAUAUACCCCUCGAGACACCAGCACUUCAGCGUCGGAAUCCCAAGAAGAAAACCACCAUUAAACAACUUUUCUCAGCUGCCAGUAAAUUCCAGAAGAAUUUGAGACGAGGCAUCUACUUGGCUUGCAUUCUGUACCACGAGGACAAAGUACUUGUGACAAACGAAGAUUUCAUCCCUGUAAUCGAAAUUGAUGAGACAUACCCGGGUUGUCUGCACACGGAUUACCACUGGCUGAUGAAGGUGUCCUGUACAUGGGAUGACGUUAAAUCCCUCAGAGCAGAUAUGGAGCGAAAUGCUACCUCGGCUGUGCAUUUUCGCACAAAACUCCUCACAGCAGCGUGUCAGAUGCAAUCAGCUCUGUGUAUCACAGAUUUAGGGCAACUCUUUCACAAACCACUGAGAGAUUCCCAUGGGACCGUCGUGCUAAGCUGUGUAAAUUUCAUUAAGAGUCCAAAAACAAUUUCGGUGCUCAAUUCACGCUGGAUCCCUUUAAAUAAGGUGCACAAGAAGCUUUCGACUCUCCAUGAGGACAAUAACAUCAAUGAAAUCCUCAUGAAUUCAAUUCAAGAGCAAAUAAACUUUCAUCAGGCGUCUGCCGUCAGACUAUCCAAAGGACUAUACUUGGGAUAUUUGAAAAUGCAGAGUUCUGUGGACCAGAUUCAAGUGGUUGUCCCGUCAAAGACCCCAAAUGUUCUGCCUCACUGUAAAAUUCGGGAUAAUCCACACAUAUCAGCGGAAGAAUGGGAAUUUUUGAAGGGGAGAAAGUCAACCAUAAUGUUUGGACCACAGAAUGAACAGCCGACGGAGGUGCAGCAGCUCUUCCUUGAGGAUCUUACAAUAGCUGCUCAUAGAUUAUUCAAGUAUAUGGAUACUCCAACAGAUGAUGCCCUUAAGCAUCGUUUGUACGAUGUUGAAGUGAUUGAAUUGAAUGCAGAUGUGAGUUUUCUGGUUAUUUGUCCACCUCCGGAAUUUUCAUGUGCAGUUCCUGGCCAGAGAGAAAUUCUCCUGCAGCGUGGAGAUUUGCUAAGUCUUCCUCUUCAGGCCUUUGAGAUGAUUCACCUGAGAACGUAUCAGAAUGGAAUAAUACAGAAAUAUUCUCGACUCUCGUGUAUUCUUGAAUUGGACACUGUUCUGGCUAAUCAUUCGCACAGGGAAGCAUUUUCCACGGUGGAAGUUCAGGCUGCCAAGGAGAGAUUGUGCAAACUACAGGAAUUAUCUAUGAGUUUGAAUGCUAUUUGGAAAGGGGUUCGGUGGCUUAUGGAUGUUAUAAGCUUUGCUCGGGAUAGGACAUGUAUGCCAGCCCUGGGAAUGAGGGAUAUCCUGGAGUGUCAGGAGGUGAGAGAUUCUCAAGUGGAGGAGACCAAGAGGCAGCUUCUGCAGCCACCACCAAGAGAUUCUAAGCUCAUGAAGAGUUCUCCGGGAAGGGGAUCCUGGCCAGGCCCGGCAAUUUCGAGUGGGAAUGGAUUACUUGUGGCAGAACACUCGAAAUCCGAACAGCAUCUCAGUGUGGCUGGUGGGGGUUCAACGAUGAGCUCACGGUAUUUGAGUGCAACGUCUGAAUUUGAUGCUUCAUCCCGGAAGAACAGCGCUGAUUCCAAUUAUUCCCACUCUGGUCACAGUUACUACUCUGUGAACUGCGAAGGGAGUCAUAUUGGCACCCGUUUGCCACCAUCCCGAUCCGAAGAUACCUUGAAUGUGUCCAAGAAGCAGCCACAUAGAAAACGAACAACUACCAUCAAUACGAGUUUCUCUGCUGCAUCGAGUCCUCUGUUGAACAUCAGACCUACUUAUACAGGAACCACAGAUUCCGUUCAUAGCCUAUCGAGUGAUAGUGAGAGUGCUAGCUAUCCGGUUUUAACAUCUACGCCCCACAAAGUCAGUCCACGACCUCAGAAAAUGCAACCAUCCGUUAGUAUGACAAAUGUUAAGAAUGUCGAGGAAGAUGCCCCAAUUGGAGUUGUUAGGAGUCGAAAGCAGAUCUUUGAACCAGAUCCUAGUACUUCUACUGCCCCUAUGUUCCUCAAAACCACCCUAUCAGCCAUCCAGAGUGAUUCUAGAAUUGUCCGGGAACCCCUGCAUAUUGCCGAGGAAUCCCUUACCAUCGAACAGCCCUUUUUCCUGGCUCCGGGUCCGUCCGCUGGCACCGCGACUCGGAGUGAAAACCGCCGACAGAUUUUUGAAUCUGCGCCAGCAGGACACAUUCAGUCUUCUUCAGCGAAUAAGAACACUCACGAGAAAGCCACUUCGAGAGACCCGGAAUCGAGUACAAAAGCCACGGAAGCAUCCUCUGAGACUGUAGGACAACCCGGUAUCAUUCAAGUGUAUGCAGCCUACGAUACCGGCCUGGCAAGUGGAACGAGCCUAAAGCUCCAUGUGACACCAAAGACAACGGCCAGAGAAGUAAUUGAUCUCGUUGUUAAGCAACUCAAUAUGGCAGUUGUGCUGAAAGGACGCGAAGGACCCAUCUAUACAGCAGAUAAACUAGAAAAUUUCUGCCUAGUGGCUGUUAUUGGAGCCAGAGAAAGAUGUCUCAGAGAUGACUUCAAGCCCUUACAAUUGCAGAAUCCAUGGAAAAAAGGACGACUCUACGUGAGGCAGAAACAUGAUCUCCUAGCCGCAAUUGAACAUUCCAAUCGAGACGCUCAAAUGAUUUAAAUAAGCAAUUCCCGAAAGGUAAGAAACAUCCUCCCAAUUUAUGAUAGAGAUUCCCUUUGAGAGGAUAGCAAUUCGAUUUGUAAUUUUAGAAGACAUAAAAUUGAGAGAUACGCAAAUGGAUGAAUUGCAAAAUCACAAAGAAAAAAAAACAUAAACUAGAAAGACUAAUCCAAAUUGAUCUUAUGAGCAUAGAAAAUCACAAAAGAAAACGCAGGCGUAUUAACUGUUAUUGCUGUUGUUCAAUAAACAUUAAAAUAAAUAAAUCAAUUUAGAUGAUAAUAUUGAGAAUACAACGUGUGAACUUAUGGCAAGUAGAAGCACAUUCACAACUUUUAAGCAUUUUCAUUUUCCUCUAAAAAAAAAGGAGUUGAGAAUUAUUUACUUGAAAAUUAAAUAUUCAAUUCCACCAAAUAUUUAACUGUGUUAUCACACUUGCACAUUAAAAUUUUAAUAUGAUUCACAUUAACUGUCACUGGUGAGAGUCCAAAUGUGUAAUUUGUGUGUUUGAAUCAUUUUACAUUGAAAAUUUGAUCUAUUUGUUGAUAAAAAGGUAGACCUUGCCCGCAAAAUUUGAUAUAAAUUGAUUUAUAGCAUUAAUGCGAAAAAUUAAUGCGAUUUUCUCUUUAACUUUUUAAUGUGAAAAAUAUUUAUGCUUUAGGUAAAUUUAAACUUAUUUUUGCAGGCCAAGUCCACUUCUUUAUCAAUAAAUAGAAAAACCCCAAAUAUUAAGUGACUCAAAGACACAAAUAACAUAUUUGGACGCUCACAAGCGACAAUUAAUGUGAAUCACAUUAAAAUUUUAAUGUGCAAGUAUGAUAACGCCGUAAGACUUAUAGAUUGCUCUGAUUAGUCAGACCCUGAAAGCAUGGCAGUCUUUAACCAAUCAGAAAAGGAGACUCGACUAAAAUAUUUUACAGGACUUAAUAUUUAAUUACAAGAGAAUAAUUCUUCAGAAAAAGAAUUUUGCGAUAUGUUUUUCCCACAAUCAGGGAGUUUCUUGAUCAUUCCAAUUCCAAAGACACAAAUAUUUACUUUGUGGGAAGAAUAGGUGGAACAGAGAGUAUUUACAAAUAGGAUGAAGUAAUGUACAUAACGAAUAUUCCCAAUAUUAGUAUUCUUGAGAAACAAUUUCCUAUCGAAAGCAACUUUUUCGUAAAUUUGACGCAAAUUUUACCUAAAAACUGUUUUGAGAAAUUUCUUGACAAAUUUGGUUAAACCUUUCCGCAUUGAUGCUUAAAAAUAAAUUUUGAGAACAGUUUGAUAGCGCCAUCUGUGGAGUUUUCUUCUGACACUCACAUGCCAGUCUGUUCUCAGGUGAGUGAAUUCCCAUAAAAAUAACAGUGAAACUGUUAAGAACUUAAGAAAUAGUGGGUUCCUUGAAGAUCUUUGCCGUGGAAAUUAAUGCAUAGAGUGAAAAAAAGUCCCUUUGUGUGGAAUACGGUUUCCUCAGAACUUCGAUUUACGGUAAAAAGGGUCAAAGUAUCAGAACAAGAAAAAUUCUCCUUAUUACCUCUUUUACUGUUCUUAGAUUUCUUUUCAUUCCAAUCAUUUUUAUCAAGAAACUUGAUCAAAAGAACUAAAUGUCACCAAGAGAUAUUCGGAUUCAAAAGUGGGCUUAAAAAUUAAUUGAGGAUUACAAAAAUAUAAUUGUUUUCUCAAUUGAUUUUACAUGGUUUAAUAAUGCUGUUCCCACAUCUUAAAUUUGUUGAUAAAUAAGAAAUGUUAAAAAUUACAUUUUGUGAACAGUUGACAGCGCCAUCUAUCAGGCUUUCUUCUGGCACUGGAAUAAUAGUUGUCUUAUCUUCUUCUUUGAUUUACGGCUAUAGACCGGACGUUCUGUAAACAUCCGCACAGCCUAGUUGUCUUAUCAAUUGAGUUGGGAACUGUUCCUAUUUUUUUCUUUUAAUUUUCAAGCUUUCAAAUUUAAAUAUCACGCUGACAUUUAUUGCUUAGAGAUAUAGUUCCGCAAUAUCAAUUUAUCUCAAGAAAGGUGAAUUAUUCAUGUCUGUAUUCAUUCUAGAAGUCUGUUCGUUCGUAUGUUUAUUGAUCAUGUAUUAGACAAAUCAGUCAGUCCAUUAUUUACAGCUCAGAAAUAUUACCGUUUGAUAGAAAUACCUCUUCCGCAUUCCUUUUAAGUAAUUCAACGUGAGAACAGAAUGAAUUCAAUUCUACAGAAACAAAUGAAUUGCCCAGAAUUCACCAGCACCAGACAGUAAAUUCCUUACCUAUUUUCUCCGCGUGAAGACACUGUUUUUUCCUUCAAAUGGCGCUGACAACUGGUCUCAAUUUGUGUUCCUCAGUUUUUUAAUUGAAAUAUAUUGUUUACAUAAAUAGCUUUGAUUUUAUCUUUCGAUAUCAAUUUAUUUCAAAAGAACUGAAAGCCUUGUUUUUAAGAAAUAUCGAGAAUUCACUUGCAUCGAUCAGAAAAUUGAUGAAAUAACCUUUUUCUUUGCAUUCUCUGAUCCGCGAGUGGCGCUGGCAACUGUUUUCAAUUUCAGUUUCCAUGAUAUCAAUUUAUUUCAAAUAGAAAUAAAAGUCCUUUUACGAAAUGUCGAAUAUUCACUUGCAUCAAUUAGAAAAUUCAUUAAUUAAACUUUCCCUCUGUGUUCAAUUAUAUUAAUUUAUUUCAAAGAGAAAUAAGAGUACCUUUAUGAAAUGUAGAAUAUUCACUUGCAUCAAUCGGAAAAUUCAUUAAUUAACCUUUCCCUUUGCGUGUUAGGGCAGUAUUUAUCCCGCGAGUGGCGCUGACAACUGUUCUUAAUUUCAGUUUCUAUGAUAUCAAUUUAUUUCAAUAAGAAAUAAGAGUCCUUUUACGAAAUGUUGAAUAUUCACUUGCAUCAGUCGAAAAAUUCAUUAAUUAAUCUUUCCCUCUGCGUAAGGGCAGUAUUUAUCCCGCGAUUGGCGCUGACAACUGUUCUCAAUUUCAGUUCCCAUGAUAUCAUUUUAAUUGAAUGAGAAAUAAGAGUCUUCUUACGAAAUGUCGAAUAUUUACUUAAAUCAAUGAGAAAAUUCAUUUAUUAAACUUUUCCUAUGCGUAAGUAUUUGUCCCGGGAGUGGCGCUGACAACUGUUCUCAAUUUCAGUUUCUAUGAUAUCAACAUAUUUCAUAGAGAAAUAAGAGUCCUUUUACGAAAUGUCGCAUAUUCACUUGCAAUAAUCGGAAAAUUCAAUUAUUAAUCUUUCCCUCUGCAUACACUGAGAAAAAAAAGAGGGUGCGAUUAACAUUUUUUCCUCAUAACAUUAACACUUUUUAGGUGUAAAAAUAUAUCAACAUUUUUUAAUGUUAAUUUUACACCUUUUUAAGGGUAAAAUGGGUAAAAUUAACAUGAAAAAAGGAUAACUUUAACCCCUAAUACACCUAAAAAGGGUAUUAUUUACACCGAUUUCGGAUCAAUACUGCAGGGUAAAAUUAACAUUUCCGGAAUGUUAUUUUAACUUUUUCGGAUUUCUCUCAGUGUAAGGGCAGUACUUCUCGCGAGUGGCGCUGACAACUGUUCUCAAUUUUAGUUUCUAAAGCUUUUAAUCGAAUAAUUCGGUAAAAGGUAAUAAAAAUUUAUGAAAAUUUUCAUUUAUUCUUAUUUAUUUUAGUCAAAUUUAUAAUUUUACUUCAUAACAUAGAAUACUACUAAUGGGAAUGUUCGGUAAUAUCAGAAGAAUAAUAACUAUUGUACAUUUUCCACACAGAAGUCUUAUGAUUAAAAUUGUUUUUAUAUCUGUAGUAAGUAAUUUUAGAUGAAUUUUCUUCGCCCAAUAUAUUUGUAUAAUUUCUUUUUAUAUGGUAUUUUUUUUUAGAGAUAUUUAACUUGGCGUGCUUUAUCUGCUAAUAAUAAAAUUUGUGAUUUAAUUUUUGAAGAAAACAAAAUUAAUUCAAAUAUUUUGUUAGCAGCAGAAGAUCGCUAAAGUUGGUAGCCAAUUUUUAAAUUAACAGCAAAAUGUUUAUAGUGUGCGAAUGAGGUUUCCCCGAAAAGUGUAUGAGCUUGAAAUAUAAACCCGAAAAAUAACAUAAAAUCCUAUUUCAAACAUUAAAAUUGUCUCUAGAAUAUCCUUUAAAAGUAUAAACAAAGAAGAAAAAAUAUACAAAUCGUUAGUGUAUUCUGUAUGGAUUUUCUGCGAAUGUUAAAUAAAAUCAGUGAAAAUGUCCUCGUUACAACAAAAUGUGUAAUAUUGCUGUGGUCCAAUUUUACCAACUCGUGAAAAAAGGGUGUAAAAAAAAGUUAUGUUUGAACAAAAUGUAUUUCCCGAAUCAAUUAAAAUUUUCCAUCACCUAUUUAUUCAAUCAACAGCAAAAUCAAAAUAGACAAAUAAAUGAUUUACGACUGGAAAAUGUAUUCAAUUAAUUUUUAUACCAAUUGAGACUUUUAGGGUGGAGUCUACGCUUAUGGAUGCUAUACACUUAUGGACAGCGUACAAAAAUCUUAAGUUCUUACGUAAAACAGAUUUCGAAAAGUUAUAAAAUUAUUAGUUUAUUAUGUAAUUGACAUUUUUUUUGAUUUUUCGAAAUCUGUUUAAUUACUACAUCUGUUUAAUUACUUAAGAUUUUUGCGUUGUUCAUAAGUGUGUAUAACAUCCACAAGUGUAGAUUCCACCCAAAUGUAAUGGUGCUAUUCCAAUGAAAUAUUAACAGGUUUUUUUUUAGCACUUUACUGUUCUCAAGUGCUUCUACAUAAUCGACUUUUGUUUGUGUUGGUUUCUGUCACGACUAUUUAGAACACGACAAAAAUUGCGAGGACAACAGUCAAUACAAGAACCAAGACAAAGAAAGGUCGAUAAUGCAGAAGCAUUUGAGAACAGUUCAUUUUUCAUUGGAAUAACACCAUAAUUCAUUAUUCUUUUUUUAUAUCCCGUCAUUGUUUUUCCCUUUGAACAAUAUUUAAAAAAAAUGACAAUUAUCUAUAUAAAUAAUAUUCACAAUUUUAUGAAUAUAUAAAUUACUAAAAUGUUAUUUAUGAAUGUCUUUAUGAAAUAGUAACAAAAAAAGUAUAUAAAUUAUAGAAAAUAGUAAAUGAAUUUAAACUAAAUAUACAAUGAGAUAGAGAAAGGAUAAGAAAAAUUAAAGCUUUACUUGUUAAGAUAUUGUGUCAUAAUUUUCAAUGUCAAUUUUACCAAGGGAGUUGAAGGAUACUAUAAAUUGAGUAAAUAUAUUUCUGACACUUUAAUUUUUCUACAGAGUGAGAUAUAGAAAUAUUUUUUAGUGUGUGAGUGCAGCGAGAUGACAAAAAAAUAUGAGAAAGAAAGCCAAUUGUUAGAUAUACUAAAUAUGUUACACAUUGAAACGUAUAAAUCAAAUCCCAUUAUAAAGAUUUUAGAACCCCUUACUAAUUAUCAUCAAGCCCCUAGGAAAAAAAAGCUCUCAUUCAGCAUACAGGAAAGCUCAUGUUGAAAAGGACCGAAUGAGGGUUAAGUUCAUUAUAAAGACAGAUUGAAGGAUAAAACCCAUUGAUAGUAUGUAAUAUUACAAGAAGAAUAUACAUAGCAUAAAUAGCAAAAAGAGACAAAAUAACUAGAAUAAUAGGAAAGUUAAAAAGAAUGUCCGAAAAGAAAUAUUUAGCAAAAAAAUGACAGAUAAAGAAAAGAACUAUGAAAAUUAAAUGUUACUAUAUAAAUAGAGAAAAAUAAAUUGAAAUUCCCAUAAAUA
Messenger RNA from Phlebotomus papatasi, 12185 nucleotides. RefSeq lists its product as uncharacterized. Bases 2793 to 6551 code for a protein of 1252 amino acids. The transcript has 10 exons. Gene Ontology annotation, molecular function: protein binding. Gene Ontology annotation, cellular component: spindle. Lineage: Eukaryota; Metazoa; Arthropoda; Insecta; Diptera; Psychodidae. Gene Ontology annotation, biological process: signal transduction; regulation of establishment of bipolar cell polarity; establishment of mitotic spindle orientation. The record is from RefSeq and is a predicted model, not a curated record.